This is a messenger RNA of Scleropages formosus (Asian bonytongue), 2485 nucleotides long. It is a transcript of the gene gabra4, whose product is annotated as gamma-aminobutyric acid type A receptor subunit alpha4. The transcript is spliced from 11 exons. Gene Ontology annotation, cellular component: membrane. Gene Ontology annotation, molecular function: GABA-A receptor activity; extracellular ligand-gated monoatomic ion channel activity. The record is from RefSeq and is a predicted model, not a curated record. NCBI's taxonomy places the organism in Eukaryota, Metazoa, Chordata, Actinopteri, Osteoglossiformes, Osteoglossidae. Bases 174 to 2426 code for a protein of 750 amino acids. Gene Ontology annotation, biological process: monoatomic ion transmembrane transport.
GCAUAUUGCAACAAGAUUGACCCAUUUGAAUCACAGACACUCCAUUUACCAGUUCUAAGCUUCCCUAUAAUCCCUCCAUCUUUCUUUCACAUGCUUGCCUAUCUGGUGACACACACACACACACACACACACACACACACACCUGCAUUCUGACAGAAGUGGAGCCAAGUCAUAUGGAAACACAGAGAGAGGACCAUGGGCAACAGCGAAGACAUGGACUGAUCAUCCUGGACAGGGCUGGACGUGUCAGAAAUGUGGAAGGACAUCUCAUCUGCGGUUCCUCCGAUUCCUCUGCGACUCAUCAUGCUCCUGGGAUAAAAGCCAUCGACCUUGUGUGUAAGGAACACACCCUCCAGUGCGGGCACAACACCUGCCAGGAGAACAAGUACUGUACUGAUCACGCUGUGAAGAGAUGCUCAUCUGGGGCUGCUCUCCGCCAACAGAGUUACUGUGCGGCUCGGACGCAUCGUCUGGGCGGACGGAGGGAUGAGAGCAGCGAUGCUCGGCUGAGACGCGUCUUCCGCACAUCGCGAAGACGGAUCCCGGCGGCGUCGCGCGCCCCCUCGCUCGCGCUGCUCGUGGUUUGCGGUCCUCGUCGGGGCGCCGCGUCCACCCCCCUCCCCUCCUCCACCCCCCAACCCCUCCACCGGUCAGCUCUCCUCGGGACAAAGCGCUUCGGAGAGGACAGGAGACAUGUGAAGAAGAGCUGUGAAGUAUGGCAUGCAGACAUGGUCUCAGGCAAGAAGCAGAUGGUGACUGCGAUGUGUCCGAGUGUCGUUUCCACUCUCCUGCACUUUCUCUGCUUGCUUGCGUGUGUGAGGAGAACCUCCGGACAGAUAAAGAGGGAUGAGAAAUUAUACCCGGAGAAUUUCACACGCAUUUUAGACCGACUUCUGGACGGGUACGACAACAGGCUGCGACCUGGAUUCGGAGGCCCUGUAACGGAGGUAAAAACGGAUAUAUAUGUAACAAGUUUUGGCCCUGUGUCCGAUGUUGAAAUGGAGUACACGAUGGACGUGUUUUUCCGCCAAACGUGGGUCGACAGGCGGCUUAGGUACGAUGGUCCCGUGGAGAUCCUCCGCCUCAACAACCUAAUGGUCACCAAGGUGUGGACCCCCGACACGUUCUUCAGGAAUGGAAAAAAGUCGGUAGCCCACAACAUGACGGCCCCGAACAAGCUGUUUCGCAUCAUGAGGAACGGCACUAUCCUGUACACCAUGAGGUUGACCAUCAGCGCUGAAUGCCCCAUGAGGCUGGUGGACUUCCCUAUGGAUGGACAUGCCUGUCCCCUCAAGUUUGGAAGCUAUGCAUACCCCAAGACGGAGAUGAUCUAUACCUGGACCAAGGGGCCGCAGCACUCAGUGGAGGUCCCUCCUGAGUCGUCCAGCCUGGUACAGUACGACCUCAUUGGACAGACAGUGUCCAGUGAAACGGUCAAAUCAAUUACAGGUGAAUAUGUCGUGAUGACGGUGUACUUCCACCUGAGGCGGAAAAUGGGCUACUUCAUGAUCCAGACGUACAUCCCCUGCAUCAUGACAGUGAUCCUCUCCCAAGUGUCCUUCUGGAUAAACAAGGAGUCCGUCCCGGCAAGGACUGUCUUCGGCAUCACGACCGUGCUGACCAUGACCACACUGAGCAUCAGCGCCCGCCAUUCGCUGCCCAAGGUCUCCUACGCCACGGCCAUGGACUGGUUUAUCGCCGUCUGCUUCGCCUUCGUCUUCUCCGCGCUCAUCGAGUUCGCCGCCGUCAACUACUUCACCAACGCUGAGAUGGAGAGGAGCAAGAAGAAGCCAGCCAGGUGCCCCCCAGCGCCCAAGAGCACACCUGUGAAGAUGGAUCCAGACACUGAGGAAGUUCUACAGCAGCAGAAUCCAGAUACAAAUGGAAACCUGCGGAAACGAAUGAACUACAUGAGCCAGUCAAGCUCAAGCAGCGGUCAGAGAACUGAGGCUGGAGGUGGUGCCACAGCAGCUGCUGUUAGGUCUUCAGGGGUGGGCCAGACGUCUUCCUCAUCCGUAGCAGCCGCGGGGUCCUCGACGCCCUCCACCGCCCAUUCCCUUUCCAGCCCUAACCCUUUCAGCCAGUCUGGUGCCGGUCAGCCGGCGCCGACCUCCAGGAACACACCUCCGGCCCCUCCUUCCACCCCGACGCUGAGCGGGUGCAACGCAUCUAGCAUCUACGUGGGCUCCACCUCCCUCCAGCACCUCCUGGGACCCAAGCUGGAGCACAUUCAAAUGGUGGGAAACAAAGUGGACCAAACACAGGCCAUGCCUGCUGCGCAGCCCAGCACCGCUUUGGCAUCCAAUGGGACAAGUAAAAUUGACAAGUAUGCACGCAUUCUUUUCCCAGUGUCCUUUGGCGCUUUUAACAUGGUCUACUGGGUUGUGUACCUAUCCAAGGACACUAUGGAGUCCAGAAACGGCUAAAACAUCGAUGGUGCCCUCAUCGUUUUUUUUUUCCACUGCAAAAAAAAAAAAAAAAACAA